CUUCAAAUUUGAAUCACCAUUCAUCAUCAUCAUCAAAAUGAACGAAGCAAUGAUCAUGUCUAACGAUGGUAAUGAUGAGAUCAACAAUUCAUUGGAAAAACUUGUGGCCGAAAUUCAUGCAAUGAAAAAUGCUGAAUAUCGAUUAAUCGAAAACAAACUUAAUGAAGUUCAGAAUCGAGUGUUAACACGAAUCAAAACGAUUGAAUCAAAUUUGGCAAUUUUUGAAUCAAAAUCCAAACAAUUAUUUGAAAAUGUUGCCAAAACAAUGGAAACAAUACCAUGGGAAUGUAAAAUAUGUUUGGAAACGUUUGAUAAUCAAAAAGAACGUGAUGAUCAUCAAAAACAAUCUCAUAUUGAUGAUCAUCAAGAACAACCUCAAACUAAGAAUGAUCAUCAAGAACAACCUCAAAUUAAGAAUGAUCAUCAAAAACAAAAAAAUGAUAAACGAAAAAUUGUAAAUCCUCAGCCACAAUCUACGGAACCUUUAAUGAAUGAAUGUGUAUUCUGUGAAAAACAAUUCAUUAGUAAAGAUAAUCUACUCAGACAUAUCCGCAAGAAUAAAUGUUCAACACUAAAAUGUCAAUCAUGUGAAAAAUAUUUCAACACUUUGAAAGAAAUGGAUCUUCAUAAUGCUAUUCAUCAUAAAAUAUUUAAAUGUUCAAAAUGUAUGGAAAAAUUUAGGAAUAAAUCUCUACUUGAAAAACAUAUCAAAACGAAACAUGAUGUAAAAGUUUUAGUUAUCGAUUCUACUUCGUCGGGUGCUGAAUCUCCCGAAGAAUUCAUAGCAUCAUCAUCAGAUUAGCCAAGAUUGUAACACAAUAUUUCAAGAUUAAUUGAAUGGAAAAAUUUUAUACACCACUGGCCAUCAAACUUAUUUACAAUCAUUAUUUUUUUUUUUUUUUUUGAAUGUAUCAUGUCGAAAAGUUUGGAAUUCCUCAACAUUUUGUCCAUAAAAUAAAAUUCCAUAAUCAUCAUUUUUUUGAAAUUCAUUUGAAUUUGAAUGAAACAUUUGUCCUUGUUGUCUUGUUGUCCUUGUGAUGUUAAUGAUUUUUUGGUGAUGAAGGUAGCACAUGAUCAUCAUUACAAAACAAAACAUAGGACGACGACCAAUAAUCAGUUGAUUCAUCAAUGUGAAAAAAAUGUGAAAACGAAACAAACUUAGCGGAAUAUUUUCCAAUCAUAAAAUUUGUUGAAAGAAAACGAUUGUUUAUUUAUAUUCGAUAGUCUUGAACACCACCAGAUUAAUGUAGUUAUAAAUAGAGUGUAAUAAACAUUGUGUAUAAAACAAACGGAAUAUAAUUGAGAAAAAUAUUUCAUGCAAAACAUAUUGAACAUACACAGUAAACGCAUUUUUAAAAAUUGAAGCAACGAGAUGGCGUCGUUGUUGACUCUCUUAAAACUUGUUUUUUCCAUCCAUAGUCAUCGGAAAAAAAGAUCAUCUUAAAAUGAUCUAACACAAAAUCAUAAUGAUCAAAACAGUAGCCGAAGCCGAGUCCUAUUAUUCAAUGGUCCAAAAUAGUUCAGACGAAAUUUGAGUUUUUAAAAAUCGAAUUUAUAAGCGUCGUUGGUUCAGUGGUAGAAUGCUCGCCUGCCAACAAUUUCCGCCGGAAGUCCGGAAGUAGUUCGCGGGCGGCCCGGGUUCGAUUCCCGGACGACGCAAUGGGUCAAUUAUUUU
This is a messenger RNA of Dermatophagoides farinae (American house dust mite), 1675 nucleotides long. The record is from RefSeq and is a predicted model, not a curated record. Lineage: Eukaryota; Metazoa; Arthropoda; Arachnida; Sarcoptiformes; Pyroglyphidae.